ACCAGUAUGCGCCGUGACGCUGAAAUUAUCAAACAUACCUCCACAGAUGUGGAGAAUUGGCUCAAGUAUGAUUUGCCCUGCAAUUGACUCUCAGUUCCAACUUAUUGAUUAAUCUGCAUCCAUCCCAGUGCCAGGAUGGGCCACGAUUGGGCAUGCUGAGGACACUGAGCGCCUCCCGGAAGCUGUGAAACGACGAGUGGGUGCUUUUCAGUGGCUUUUCGUGCAGUGCAAGUGAAAUACUGAGUGCAAGUGACGCUGGACGAUGGAUUUGGCCAUUGGGAUUAAGGACAAGUGUCGCCUGUGCGCCGUGGAUCUGGCCAACAUCCCGGCCAGCACGCGGAUCCUCCACUUGAACGAGAAGUCCGUCCUGGACAGAAUCAAGAAGUAUCUGCAAGUGACGGUGAAGCUGGACGACUACAUGCCAAAGAUUGUGUGCGAGAGAUGCUGCCAGAUCAUCAUGGACAUCGAUGAGCUGGCCAAGGUGGCGAAGAACACGCAGAAGUACUUCCUGAUGCAUCUCAAUGCGUCGCUGAAGAAGAUUGAGGAGCAGCAUGAGGAGGCGCCGAAGCGCUCGCGGAAGCGCGGCAGGAAGGCUUCGGGGAAGCAGGAGGUGCCGGUGAAUCCGCCGGUGUCUCUGGAACAGAUGAUCAACGAGCAGAUCUCGCGGAAUCCGCCGGGGGUGGAGAAAUGUCUCCACAGCGAUCCGCAAUUGAGUUUCUUAGCCGGCAACGAAGUUUCUAUUUAUGCGUAUGACGACUUGAAGCUGGGUCAGUUGAUUAAGGACACGGAGCUCCUAAAGCUGAUCCUGAAGGCGCUGAAGUGGGAGGAUCAGAACUUGGAUGUGCAGCUCGAGAGGCUGAAGAACACGAGCUUCAGGAAGAUUCUCAGCAACUCGAAUCUCCUCCACGACGGCGAUCUGCUCAGUCUGAUCAAGUCCUACGUUGGUCAGGACACUUUCACCAGCACCUUCAAGUCUUCAGACGCCGGCUCGGGCGUGGUGUAUGAUCUGCAGGUGAGCUACCAUCUGCCCAACGUCACGGUGACCACGGGAUGCCAGGAGAAGCAGACGGAGCUGAAGAAUCUCUACGGCGGCGAGGUGAGCGUGACCGAGAUGGAGGUGGGAGUGGAUCCGGAGCUCUUCCUGCCCUACGACGACGACACAGAGGCCACAAAUGGGGAGGGAAGCUGCGACAGCACGACUCUGAGCGUGGAUCUGAGCGAGCAGAGGGACUUUGAGGAUCUCCCGGCGGAGAAUAACAAUGAAGAGACGACCACUGACAUUCCAGACGUGGGAUUUCACUGCACCACGUGUCCGGAGAAGUUCCAGACGCACGUCCAGCUGCAGGAUCACGUGCUCACGCACUUGCUGAAGAAGAAGAGCAAGUCCGGCAAGAAUGGGAAGGAGAACGAGGCGAAGGUGAGGAACCUGGAAGAGGGAAAUCUCAUGGGGAAGUUCACUUGUCUCGUGUGCGACAAGAAGCUGUCCACCAAGGGGAAUCUCAAGGUGCACAUGGACACUCACAAGCCCAAGGGAAAGUACGCCUGCGACAAGUGUGGAAGGAUAUUCAAGACUGUAGUGAAUCUCGUGCGCCACAAGGAAUACCACAGCGGAAUAAAGUUCUCCUGCACCAUUUGCGGUCGCGUGUAUCCAACGAAUAGCACUCUGAAGGCGCAUAGCAUCACACACAGCAAUGUGAGACCCCACACGUGUUCCAUCUGCAAGAAGACAUUCAAGAGGAAUCAGGAUCUCAAGUUUCAUCUCAAUCAGCAUACGGGCGAGAAGCCCUACAAGUGCAUUUACUGUCCCAAGAGCUUCGCCAGCUCCGGCAACUGUUUCUCCCACCGGAAACGCAUGCAUCCUGAGGAGAUGAAGCUGUCCAGUCGCGACGAAGAGGCCAACGCCACGGACGCCAGGCCGUCGGGAGAGGUGUAAAUAUUCCACAGUACUUAUUUGUGUGCGUAAUGGCUAGAUAAUUGACUAUUUCUGUGAUAUGUUGAGAAAAUCCGUGGAAUUUCCUGGAAUAAAAUUGCGCCAUGUGAA
Molecule: messenger RNA, 2041 nt
Organism: Phlebotomus argentipes
Lineage: Eukaryota; Metazoa; Arthropoda; Insecta; Diptera; Psychodidae
Product: zinc finger protein 34-like
Exons: 4
Coding region: 263-1933 (556 amino acids)
Biological process (GO): regulation of transcription by RNA polymerase II
Cellular component (GO): nucleus
Molecular function (GO): zinc ion binding; DNA-binding transcription factor activity; RNA polymerase II cis-regulatory region sequence-specific DNA binding
Source: RefSeq, a predicted model, not a curated record